Larimichthys crocea (large yellow croaker) is the source of this 5817-nucleotide messenger RNA. It is a transcript of the gene atosa, whose product is annotated as atos homolog A. NCBI's taxonomy places the organism in Eukaryota, Metazoa, Chordata, Actinopteri, Sciaenidae. The record is from RefSeq and is a predicted model, not a curated record. Bases 1577 to 4708 code for a protein of 1043 amino acids. The transcript is spliced from 13 exons.
GAGAGAGAGCGAGAGCGAGGGAAGUGACGACUGGGGCUGUUGUUGGGACACGUGACUGUAGCUGCACUGAUCUGUUUUGACAAGCAGCGGGGAGGGAAGUGAGUGAGGAGGGGAGGCAGACUGUGAAGCAUCACGACUAGGGAAGGACUCACUGUUCCCUUUCAUCUGCAUUUUCGUCUGAAUAACAUUAGUAUCGACCUUAAGUCGUCUAGCUACAGCUGCCAGCUGGCAUGUCAACGGCGAAAUAGCGACCGUUGUUCAGUAAACGGUCGCGGCGGCGGCGGCGGAGGAGGAGAAGGAGGAGGAGGAGGGAAACGUCGCUAUCCGUGCUCCGGACUCGGUCGAGCAGAGAGUGAGGGGGUCCUGUUUGUUGUUGCUGCUGCUUUUGAAAAAAGUUUUUAAUGAAGACCGCGAAGGAGAGUCAGCACAGGUAGCGUUGAGAGUAGAUGGCGACGGCUGAGGUAGAAAAGUGGACCGUGUCCGCUCAACGUUUCGUGAGAGGAAUUGAUACGUUUUAAAUAUGUCUCCGUCGUAGCGUUAAAAUAAAUAAAUAAAUCAAAUACCGAGACCGUCCGUAAUCGGGAUCGGUGUUGUGGUGGUGGAGGAGCUGAGCUUGUGCCUACCUGCGCUAUACAGUGGGGGGUUGGGAUGUUUGGAAAGGUCGUCGUCACCACUAGUCGCUUAACCAAACAGUCACGAUAAAGUUAGUUAGUUGUGUUUGCUGACUAGCUGCUGAGUUAGCAGCCCCACAUACACACACACACACACACCAGCAGCAGCAGCAGCAGCAGCAGCAGCGUUACAGGAGGGGAGACACAGAAAUGCAUCGCGACGUAACUGUGGUCCAGGUGGAGGAAUUUGAGACAGGCUGUAAGAGUAGUCAGCUUGUUAGUUAGAUUACUCAGUAGUCGGAUUUGGUUACUCGACUCCACUUCACCUAACUGGCUUCAGAUCAGCUGUCUUUGUGUUAGUGUUGUCGGACAAUACAGUGCGACACGAUGGAAGCGUACAGUAGCAUGCUAACAAAGCACUGCUUUGUUGUUGGGUAGGGGGCAGCUGGCACCGACACCCAGGCUUCACAGCUGAUAUUAUUGCUUGAGCUAAUACAGCAGGUCUCAGUCAAGUCGACAGAGUGGUUCGGAGGGGAAGGGAAGAGGGGGGGUCCAGACACCGUUGUGUUGCUGUGAGUGUCUGUGUGAGAAAGAGAAGAACCUGAAGGCAACCUGAUGACACUGGACAACAUGAAGCCCGAGAGAGGGCCUUAGGUAAUGUGAUGAAUCACACCAAAGUGUGUGUCAGCGUGUACCACAGUGUGUUUACACUGAACAUAGUCUUGGCUACCGAGUGAACGCUCCGCUCUUAUCCUGGAGGCCUUUUUCCAUCCCACAUGACUCUAUACUGAUCUGUUGGCCUGAGGACACGGAGACAGCUGAGAGAUGCAACGGAGGAGUUUUUCGAGUAUGACGCCGAGGAGUUCCUGGUGUUCCUGACCUUGCUCAUCACAGAGGGAAGGACACCAGAAUAUUCUGUGAAAGGCAGAACCGAGGGGCUGCACUGUCCACCGGCCCAGUCGGCCAUGCCACCUCUUCACAAGCAUGAAUGCAGCGACAAACUGCCCCAGUGUCGGCAGGCAAGGCGAACCCGUUCAGAGGUGAUCCUGCUUUGGAGGAACAGCAUCCCCAUCAUGAUUGAGGUCAUGCUCCUUCCAGACUGUUGCUAUGGUGAUGAGUGCCCCCCGAGUGACCCCAUCAGCGACCCGGUCAUCAAACAAGAUGCUCUGCUACUGGAGAGAUGGACCCUGCAGCCAGUUCCAAGACAAAGCGGCGACCGCUUCAUUGAGGAGAAGACCCUGCUGUUGGCUGUCCGCUCCUACGUCUUCUUCUCCCAGCUCAGCGCUUGGCUCAGCGCCUCCCAUGGCAUCGUCCCCAGAAACAUCCUGUACAGGAUCAGUGCUGCUGACGAGGAGUUGGUGUGGCAGUUCUCCCAGCCGCCUUCAGAGCACAUAUUCCCUGUCCCAAACGUAUCCCACAGCGUUGCGCUGCAGGUUCGUGUCCAGUCGCUCCCACGCCAACCCACCUACCCCACUCUAGCCUGCAGCAUCCACACUGGCCUGCCUCCACUUUACAGCAAGACCCCAAGCCUCAACCCGAACUUCAACAGCCAUGGUGGCUUGCCCACCCACAAAAAGAGCCAGGACCCCAGCAAAGACAACCACCUUCAAAACUCCAACAUGUACAGCAAGAGCUCCAGCUCCAUGUCAGGCCUUCUCCUCAAUGGAUUACCCAUUCCUAAUCUUCCCAUCAACAACAUCCCCAUUAAUAGCCUUCCCCACACUGCCGUGCCACCUCCCUACAUCAAGAAGAGCCAGGAGCCCGGUGAAGACCAUACGUAUCAGAAUGGAGAGCUUCCGCAGGUCAACAUCCCCCAACGUCAGAGCUCUCCACUGUUCCACCGGUCCUCUCACUCUCCCACGCCACCCCGCGCCCACUCCCCCUCUCCGCUCCCUACAAGUAAAGCAGGGAAGUGGCUGUACUCGGCUCUCAAUGGCUCAUCUGACCCCACACAAGUAGAGGACUUUGGGUCUGGCACCAACAGCAGUGACAGGUUAAAGGGGCCCAUCCCUGAGCCACUGAGAGCUUUUAAAAAUUUCUCCCUUGCAGAGCCACCCCGCUGUCCCUCCCCAAGGCCCACUGCAACCGAGACAAACCCCCUGAUUGGCUCCCUGCUGCAGGAGAGACAGGAAGUUAUCGCCCGCAUCGCACAGAGGCUCAACUUCUGCGACCCCACAGCACCGCCACUCCCUCCCGGCCUUUUUGCUUCUGACAACCCUCCCAAAGCCAUGUGGGGCAGUAACCAUGAUGACAUAACUGCCAGUAAGACCAAAGAGCCCGAGGUACCACCCUAUGAGUCUGUGGGACGUGUGUGGCCCGGCCCCUUCAACACACCUGUGACUGACGCUUCUUUCAGCAAACGGGAGAGCUCGUCCCCUAAACCUGCAGCCUGCAGGAAGCUGAAGAUGACUGAGACGAGAGACGCAGAGGAGGAGAGGAACGGAGAGAGGCAGAGCGAGAAAGAGAAGGAGAAAGACAGGGAGAGGGGGAGAGACAGCUCCCUGAUCGCCCAGGCAGUACAAGACAUUACUAGACUCAUCCAGGAGAGACUGUCUGUCCCCUCUUUGUCCCCCAGACACAGCAGGAGUGGCAGCCCUCUGCACCACACACACACAACAACAGUCACACACACGGUUCGCACAUACUCUCACACCACACACGUCCCACAAGCCUCAUCACACACUGCCACCAACGGUUACGCCAACGGCCACAUACCUAGCCACGAACCUCAUAGAGGCAGCACGCACACCGCCGCCACACAUGCGCCCAUUUGCACAGACAAGCCCCAUGUCGAUCCGGGGACCGAACGCCAUUCGCCCCGGGCCCAAAAUGGUGCCCAUUUUACACUUGAAGAACCUUCAUUUAAAGGCCAGACCCACACCCAGGCUGGUCAGCGUUUACGAACUCCCGCACAGGAAAAGCUCAGAGUCAGGACACCCAGCAGCCAUGAAACCCCCUCUGCCUCCCCCGUCUUUGAGAAUAGCCCAAGAAAUGCCCAGAUCUUUAGUUGGACUUGCAAUGAUGCCAGCCCAGCCAUGAACUGUAACAUAAGCCACAACCAUAGCAAGCCUCAGCCUCAGUACCAGUCCCAGAUGCAGACCCAGAUCUCUGCGUCAGCCCAGGCCUCCUCCACGCAGGAUGAGAAUCAGGCGCCUUCGGGGUCUGGAUGCUUCAGCAGUCCAGACAUGACUCCCCCUUCUACUGUCCUGCGAGCUCACAGCCCCUCCCCUCUGCGUCCCUGCAACAGCUGGAAGAAACAGAAUCGUCACUCAUUAGACGCCACAGCGACCAAGGCUUUCCACCCCUGUACUGGGCUGCCUCUGCUCUCCAGCCCUGUUCCUCAGAGGAAAAAUCAAACAGGCUACUUUGACCUGGACACCUCUCUGGUUGGCUGUAAGGGUUUACCUUGGGCCUCUGGGAAAAGGGUGUGUCCAAAGAGAGAGGGGUACACAGAUGAGUCACAGCAGCUGUUCAGUGCCAGUGCUCCACCUGCCAGUCUCAGUCUGCUGGGAAACUUUGAGGAGUGUGUGCUGAAUUAUCGCCUGGAGCCUUUAGGGUUAGUGGAAGGUUUCACAGCAGAGGUCGGAGCCAGCGGGUCCUUCUGCCCCAGUCACCUGACCUUACCUGUGGAAGUGUCAUUCUACAGUGUCUCCGAUGACAACGCUCCCUCACCAUAUAUGGGUGUUAUAAACCUGGAGUCCCUGGGGAAAAGGGGCUACCGUGUACCUCCAUCAGGAACCAUUCAAGUGACCUUAUUCAACCCCAACAAGACGGUGGUAAAGAUGUUUGUUGUGAUGUACGAUCUACGAGCCAUGCCAGCUGGGCACCAGACCUUCCUACGCCAGAGGACCUUCUCUGUUCCCGUCCGCCGUGACACAAACAAUCAGACCAGCAGGAAGCCACUCGGCCAUGGACGCACCUUGCGCUACCUCGUUCAUCUGAGGUUCCAGAGUUCUAAGUCUGGGAAGAUCUACCUCCAUAGGGACAUCCGUCUGCUGUUUUCCAGAAAGUCCAUGGAGGUGGACAGCGGUGCUGCCUACGAGCUCCAGUCCUUCACAGAGUCCCCCAUUGACCCACCGUUCUCUCCACGCUGCUGAGGCCCGACUCCUGCCUCCACCACCGAAGCUUCAGUCACACCUCAAUGCCAGCGUUAGACUCUUAACUCAGCCCAUGGCCGGUGGAGAAAGCUCUGAAAGAGAAGCGAUUUUAAAGAUGGCAGUCAACAAGAAUCAAUUGGCCUGUGCCCAAAAUCCCAAGUUUCAUCCCCUCUGUCACCCAGAACUGACAAAGGGGGCAGCUAAGAUGCUGGGAGACUCGUCAGAAAUGAAAUUUUGUUCUCUGUCAAGUGCACGACCAUGGAUCAGAGAGUUUGGGUCAAAGGUUGCAGUCAUAGUGUAUGUUUCAGUUCCUGUACUCAUGGUUAAAAAGGCCUUAACAGUUGCGAUUGGUAAUUCUUCUUCGUCUAUCCCCUCCAGCGUCUGGCAGGAGAGUAAAGACCAGUGAUUGUCUACAGAAGCAGUUAGACACUUAAAUAAUUUCAGCAGAGAUGAGGCUACUUUACUCUGUUUACUCAAAUCAAAAUGGUAAUCAGAUCUCUACACAAUGAAUGUGUUCAAUCUCGAUUAGUUUCAUCAUAAAUAAAAAAAAGAAUAAGGCCCGUAAAAUUUGUUUUAAAUACAUGAAUAUUAGAUUGAUUGACCUAAAAGUGAACUCAGCUUUUGACCCUGUGAUUCCUGAGCUCGGAGCAGGUGGCAGACUGUGGCACAACGCCAUCCUCUCGUCCAAAAAAAAGAAAAAACCAUACGACGGACCACUAAAGAAGUCGAACAAGCAAUCAAGCUAGAUUCAACUGAAAAGUAUCACAGCAGAACAUCAGAAGUGCACUGUGGAUUUUUUUCUCAUUAUAACUGGAAAAUGAAACAGAAAAUAGUAAUAUUCUAAUACUUUUGUACUGUUACAGAACCACUUUACUGGAAGUGUUGCAAUAGGAAGAGUAACCUUAGUUUAGUGUUUACACAUUCACUUUCAGUUUACUUAACCAUCAGUUUAUUUAAUAUUUAAAUUAAUAUUUCAGUUACUACUUGUGGCGUCUGUCAUGCUAAGAUGAUGUAGUGCAAACUGUAUAUCAUAGUAUGUAUUUUUGACAUUAAUAUUCAAAUCUGAAAAAAAUAUAUCUAUAUAUCUUCUAAAGCAAUCUUGAAAGCUG